Patiria miniata (bat star) is the source of this 3105-nucleotide messenger RNA. RefSeq names its product branched-chain-amino-acid aminotransferase-like protein 1. The transcript has 2 exons. The record is from RefSeq and is a predicted model, not a curated record. The coding region runs from base 1010 to 1930 and encodes 306 amino acids. Lineage: Eukaryota; Metazoa; Echinodermata; Asteroidea; Valvatida; Asterinidae.
AUAUGUUUUUUUUUUUUAACUCAUCCUGUUUAUAAGAUUAUGACGACGUUCAAUAACAAUCAUGUGAAGUAACAUGAUAGGAAUUUACCAGAACGCGCGAACGUGCGACGUAAAACAUUUUGUGCAUUAUGACUGAUAUACAGAUACCUGCUUGUUCGUGUACAUGUACAUGUGGUUUGUGAAUUCCAGACAUAAAUAAAGGUCAACUUAUACAAUUGUGACAUACUCUGUAAUAUGUUAUUCGUAGUACCCGAUACUGGUGACGUAUUGUCAUUUUUGUUAUUUUGAUAAAACUGCAUGAUCAGUUAUUCAGUUUGUAAAAAAAAAAAUAUCAGUUUGAGAAGUGAAACUUUUUGCUCUUGCCUCCAUUCAGUUUUUGGGUUUGAAAACACUGCCCCAGCGUCCUUCAACUAAUCAUUUGGCUGACCUCCCUUCCAGACUCAUGGUGCACAUAACACUGCUCAUCGUCCCCGCGAAGGUGCAUUUUAAAAUGAAUUUCGAGCUAUCUGGAAGUAAAUUUAGAGACAUCUUGAAAUCCAUAUUUCGACAUACAUGGCCUUAUCUCAAAUUUUCGAAAAUUAAGAGGUAUCUUGCAAUGAUUAACGAUACAUGUACAUGUAUCUUGAAAUAACAAAAGCUUCUGUUUUAACCUGAAUGUCACUAAUGCGCGCCAUACUACCGAAAUGAAGAAGAAAGUGUGCUUGUCACAGAAUGAUCCAGCACUUGCAUUCAAUACGUUUUGUUGUCAGUUAGUCAUACGAAUAGGGAGGUAAAAGUCGACAAAAGGUCAAAGGUUUAAUCAGGUGAUGACUUUGCGAAAAGUCAACUAUCCAAAGUUCACACGAUAAAAACGAAUUAAUCGUUGAACUUGUCGUGAACUUUAGACAUGCAUAAAGCCUGGGUGUAUCAGACAGUCGCUCCCGAGGUAUCUCAUUCGCUUUAAUUGCUGUAGUUUGAAAUCAGUUUGUUGUCAAGGAAGCUCGUUUUAAAGACUUGGAGAACAAGGAAGAUGGCAACCUCUGAGAAGGCUCCCUCGUCCGAAAACCAGGUCCGACUCUUGAUAUGGACUGUUCCUCGCUCUCUUUCAACAGUUCUUUCCAAAUGUCUGAGCUUCGUCGAAAACACAAAGGUUUUCUUUGAAAUGUAUGAAAGCAUCUUCAUUGCACCGGGGGUGAAGACAGAGGAUGAAAUGGCUAACAUGUCUGAAGAAGAACAGAAGUUUUUGUUGGCUGUGAGGGAAAAAGCCCAUGGGAUAUCAGCAGGGGUUGAUGCAUCUCAAUGCACCUUCCAAGGUGUCAAAGAGCAACUCGAGGAAGCCCAUACUGGGAAGAAGUUCAUCUUCUCCAAAGACAUGGCCUAUGCUGUCAUGGACCGGCUGGAGUCCAUCCCGAAGGGUUUCCGGCACCUGUUCCUCAUUCGUCAUCCUCUUAAAGUCUUCCCGUCUUGGAAGAGGUCGUUCCUGCCAUUAGUGCCGUAUAUGUCUCUAGCAGAUGACUAUCGUUUGGACGACCUGCCUCAAAAAUAUUUCCCAAAAGGUUUUGGCUACAAGGAAGUCUAUGAGUUGUUUGAGCACGUGAAGAAGGAGCUCGACCCUGAAGCAAUCAUCAUCGACGCCGAUGACCUUCUCAAAGAUCCUAAAGGUAUCCUGUCAGCAGUCUUCAAUGACAUCGGCUUGCCCUUUGAUGAGAAGAUUCUAAACUGGGAGGCAGGGGAUGCGGUCAUUGAACAAUGGAUCAUCCCUCGUCUGUACGUACAAGUGGACCAGUUGGUAGGUUUCUACAAGAACGCUCUGGACAGUACCUGCUUUCUUAAGCCCAAGCCGCUUCCAGAUCGCUCUUCUCUUUCUCCUGAUCUCCUUCCUUUUGUUGACGCUUCCAUGCCAUACUACCAGAAAAUGUACAGCCAGCGCCUAUCUGCGUCAAAGUCGUAGAUGAAGGUGUCACAAAUGAUUAUAAGAAAGCCUGUCGUGAACGCAUGGAAAAAUUCCGCUUGUUGACUUAAUGUAUUUUGAGUGUGUUCAAUUUGGAGAUAUAUCAUUAAUUUUAAACAAGGGAUCGGGGUUUAACACUUCCGUGUGCAUGGGACGAAUGCACAACGAUUGAACUGAUUAUCGAUAACGCUAAACAUUAUGCUGUACGUUUCUUUAACUAGUUUAACAAGCUCUGCCUUUUAAUUCGGUGGUUGAAUGUGUUCAUAGUUGUAGACAUUUAUUUAUUGUGUAUUAUGUAGUAACACUCACAUUAAUACUCAUCUGUCUUCGACUUUCUAUUGUUUUGAAUAGAAACAAAUGCUUAAUUUAAAUGGAUUUCUACACUUUCCGCCUGGGAUUUCAUCACGUGUUGCUCGUGAAUACACAGAGUAUAAGAUAAGUAAAGUGAAAUAUGAAUAUAAUCCAUGUUAAUUAUACAUGUAAUACAUUUUUCCCUGACAUGGCAACAGAAAUGCAACACAAUAAAGUAAUUAUCUAAUCCAUUUGCUUUAAUGUAAAACAAUAGCCACAAAUAUAGUGUAGCUCUUUGAAAAGGAAACAUAACAAUGCCUUAUUCAACCCUGAGAAUUUUACAUUUAAGAACGCUUAAUCAGUAUGUAAUGCGAGGUCAACAUUAAAUUGUCUUCAGAUUUCUUGAGGCUGAAUACAGCAUUAGUUUAGUUAGAAUCGGAGCAUUUCAUGCUCACAUGAUUGGUCAGGUGGAAGUCACCUGAGCCCCAUUUAGCGGUCUCAAACUUUUAGAAAUCGUCGAUCUAAAUCAUCAAACUGGAAAAGUUAUGGCUCUUUAGCGGCGUAGUUGAACCCGCCCCCCCCCCCAAAGAAGAAAUUACGCGUUAGGCCUUACGAUAUGUUGGUUUAUUUGACUGGUAUUUAUGCGGAAAAAGAUGACUAAAUGUAUAUUAAAGGUUAUGUUUAUAGCUCAAUAAAGUAGAUGUCUUAUUGCCUAACAUCAGACUUUAUUGAAAUAAUACACGAUUUGGACACUUUCAUGAGAGAAGCCAUUUGAACCAUAAUGGAUGAAUCGGAAAACAUGGACAGGAAGCUGUAUAUGUUGCAGCACCACUGACAAUAAAUCUGCUUUAAAGCCGGGCACUAGGUCCUGAAAUCCCCAAAAA